This is a messenger RNA of Suillus bovinus, 301 nucleotides long. RefSeq lists its product as uncharacterized. Bases 47 to 217 code for a protein of 56 amino acids. The transcript has 2 exons. The record is from RefSeq and is a predicted model, not a curated record. NCBI's taxonomy places the organism in Eukaryota, Fungi, Basidiomycota, Agaricomycetes, Boletales, Suillaceae.
GUAGUCGGAUAGUGUGCGACCAUCCUCAAGCUGCUUGCCAGCAAAAAUGAGACGCUGCUGGUCAGGUGGAAUACCCUCCUUGUCUUGGAUCUUGGCCUUGACGUUAUCGAUGGUAUCAGAGGACUCGACCUCAAGAGUGAUGGUCUUGCCGGUGAGUGUCUUCACAAAAAUCUGCAUUCUGUGGCUCAAUAUCAGCCCCGUCUGCACUGGAGAUUAGAAUGAUCAAAAACUCACGCGAAGGAUAUGAACUAUAGACUGUAUGGGAGUGUAGAGGAGUGGUUUGUAAGGAGAGCGACUGUGA